CACCCAAAGACAAUGAAGAACGCGUAUUCCGGGAACGUAUGCGCCCCCGAAAGCGGCAGGGUGCUGUGCGACGCAGAGUACAUCAGGUUAAUGGACACAAGUUUAUGGCCACCUAUCUUAGACAACCAACUUACUGUUCGCACUGCAGAGAUUUUAUAUGGGGUGUAAUAGGAAAACAGGGAUACCAAUGUCAAGUUUGCACUUGUGUCGUACACAAGAGAUGCCAUGAACUUAUAAUAACGAAGUGUGCUGGCUUAAAAAAACAGGAAACUCACGAUGAGCAAGUGGGAUCCCAGCGUUUCAGUGUCAACAUGCCUCACAAGUUCAGCAUUCACAAUUACAAAGUGCCAACCUUCUGUGACCACUGUGGUUCAUUACUCUGGGGUCUUUUGAGACAAGGUUUACAAUGCAAAGUUUGCAAGAUGAAUGUACAUCGACGCUGUGAAACAAAUGUGGCACCAAACUGUGGAGUGGAUGCUAGAGGCAUAGCUAAAGUUCUUGCAGAUCUUGGAGUCACUCCAGAUAAGAUCACUAAUAGUGGGCAGAGGAGGAAAAAGCUAAUUGCAGGUGCAGAGACACAACCACCAGUUCCUGGAAGUGCAUCAUCAGAAGAAGAUAGGUCAAAGUCAGCACCAACUUCUCCAUGUGAUCAAGAAAUCAAAGAACUAGAAAACAACAUUAGGAAAGCGUUAUCGUUUGACAACCGGGGAGAGGAACACAGAGCAGCAGCUACAACGUCAUCAGACAACCAGCUUAAAGCAGGGGAGAACGGUGAAAACGGGGAGGUCAAACAGGCUCAGACCAAGCGAAUAGGCCUUGAAGAGUUCAACUUCAUCAAAGUAUUAGGAAAAGGCAGCUUUGGCAAGGUAAUGCUAGCUGAACUAAAAGGGAAAGAUGAAGUAUAUGCAGUGAAAGUCUUGAAGAAAGAUGUCAUACUUCAAGAUGACGAUGUAGACUGUACAAUGACAGAAAAGAGAAUUCUGGCAUUAGCACGGAAACAUCCAUACCUAACACAACUUUACUGCUGCUUCCAGACGAAG
Tauraco erythrolophus (red-crested turaco) is the source of this 1040-nucleotide messenger RNA. The record is from RefSeq and is a predicted model, not a curated record. Lineage: Eukaryota; Metazoa; Chordata; Aves; Musophagiformes; Musophagidae.